AUGACUUCUUCUUCCAAGUUCUUCCUCGUUGCUCUCGUCCUCGCCGUCACAUUGUGCAACAUGGGAAAUGGAAUGGCGGCACGACAGCUCCUCCAACUGCCACAACCCACAGCACUGCCUCCUAUGCCCACCAUCCCAUCUCUGCCGCUACCAACUCUCCCAACCGGAGGAUUGCCGCCGCUCCCCAGCGCCGGCGCCAUACCCACCCUGCCGUCCGGAGGAGGAUUGCCGCCACUCCCCAGCGCCGGCGCCAUUCCCACCAUGCCCACCAUUCCUUCCAUGCCAAAGGUUUCUCUGCCGCCACUGCCCAGCGGUUUUCCAACCAUUCCUUCCAUCCCCGGCCUUACCCCGGCAGGCCCCGGCAACUGA
This is a messenger RNA of Linum tenue, 369 nucleotides long. Lineage: Eukaryota; Viridiplantae; Streptophyta; Magnoliopsida; Malpighiales; Linaceae. The record is from the annotation of a GenBank genome assembly.